GUGCGAGCACGUCAGUUUGAAAACGUCGCUCGCUGAAUUCACUUCGCAUCCAAGCCGACCCGCACGCAACGCGGCCGUCGCGCAACAAACAACCAACGACCGUCGAACUCGAGCUCGAACGCGACGUUCAAGUUGAAGUUGAAGCAAAACGCAAACAAGAAAUUACACACGAAAAUAAAAGGAGAAUUUACCGCUUGCCUCGCCUCGCACCUGUGUAUGUUCUUGUGUCCUGUCAUUUUUGUGUUGUCGCGUCCAUCGCGUGUGUCUCUCAAUUGAAAUCGUGCAGCAAGAAAUUUGGCAAACCGAAUUCAAUUUGAAAUAUUGUGAAAUUGUUGUUGCAUUGUUUAUCCAGAAGAAGGAAGAAGAAGCAGGCAUAAGACAAAUGCCGAAAGUGUAUCAGACAUCGAAAAUGUGCUGACAAAUAGCAAGAGCAUAACAAAGAAAUCCAAAAUAUUCAAAUCCAAGAAAUAGAGCAAGAAAUUCUAAUAAAAUGUUGGCGCUUCGCCCAGUUGCAGCUCCAGUUCCAAUCGCAAGUGCAGUGCAAAAGUGCUGAAGUGCUCAAGUGCUGAAGUGAGGAGUUGCCAUUGAACCACGCCACGACAAGUGCUCCUCCGCAGAGGAGCUGACUGUCUUCUGCUCCCUCUUUUCGCACCUCUUUCCGGUCCUCUUCUCGCCUCUCGCCUCGUCUCUAUUUCAUCUCUGUCUCUGUCUGUGUGAGUGUCGGCUUUCCGGGCCCCACCAAAAGCCGCCAAAAUUAAGUUCUCAAAGCAGAGCCAGCUCCACGCAUACCGGCAAACGGACAGCCUCUACGACGGUGGCACCGACACCGACGACGACGAAUGUCCUUUGGAGUCGACCACUAUGAAUCCCUACGAGUUUGAGUCGACGCUCGACUGCCGCGACACGGGCGGCGGGCCCUGCCCCGGCACCCUGCCCAUGACCGGACGCCACGCCCCCACCGCUGGCCCUGGCGGCACCUCCGGUGUGCACAGCCAAACGCUCCAGCACCAGCAGCAAAACCAACAGAAUUUACAAGCCGCGGCCGCAGCCGCCGCCGCCGCCGCUGCAGCCGCUCAGCAGUCCUCGCACUACGACUACGAGUAUCAGCACUUGCCGCAUCGUCCACCGGAUACCACAGCCAACUCGACGGCGCAGCGCACACACGGCAGACAAGGUAUGCUCCCAGAUGAACCUAGUUAUAUAAACUCAACUCGGUUGCAAGGCUUUCUCCUGGAGGGAGUCACGCCAACAGCACCACCGGAUGUUCCGCCACGUAAUCCGACAAUGAGCCGCAUGAAUAAUGCUCGUUUAAUUGCCGGCGCUGUUGCUAACAAUCCCAAUGAUCUGGGCGUUGACUUUGAGCCAUCGUGUUUGGUGCGGACGCCAUCGGGCAACGUUUACAUUCCUAGUGGAAAUCUAAAUAUCAAUAAGGGCUCACCCAUCGACUACAAAAGCGGAUCAGCCUGCUCCACACCCACAAAAGACACGCUGAAGGGCGGCUACGAGCGCAGCACGCAAGGCUGCAUGGGCCCGGUGCUGCCGCCAAGGAGCAUGAACGGGAUGCCUACGCAUCAUUACUCGGCGCCGAUGAACUAUCGCAAGGACCUGGCCGAGCGCUGCUCGGGCCAAUGCAACUGGGCCAGCAUCGCCAUGAUGGUGGUCCUGGCUGUAAUAUUUUUCUUGAUGGUCGGCCUGACGUUGUCCGGCACUCUGCGCUGGUCAGGGUCGGAGCCAUGCCCUGUUCUAGUCGGCAACGAGGUCUCUGAGGUGACGGCUGCCAAGAGCACCAACACCGACUUAUCCAAGCUGCACAAUGCAUCGGUACGCGCGAAAAAUGGCCAAGGCAUAGGAAUCGUCCAGGGACAGGCUGGAGGCGGUAGCGGCACGGCGACCGUCACAGCGGCCACAUCGAACAGCGGCACUGCUCAAGGACUGCAGUCGACAUCCACCUCGGCGGAGGCCACCUCCUCGGCAGCGGCCGCCACGGCAACGUCCUCCUCGUCUUCGUCGCUGGCGCCUUCGACCUCCCUCUCCUCAUCCUUGGCAAAUGCCAAUAAUGGAGGUGCUCGCACGUUCCCGGCGCGUAGUUUUCCGCCAGAUGGAACUACCUUUGGCCAGAUCACGUUGGGUCAGAAGCUAACGAAGGAAAUACAGCCGUACAGCUAUUGGAAUAUGCAGUUCUACCAAUCCGAACCGGCCUAUGUCAAGUUCGACUACACCAUUCCAAGGGGUGCAUCCAUUGGGGUGUACGGGCGUCGCAACGCGCUGCCCACGCACACGCAAUACCAUUUCAAAGAGGUUCUCAGUGGCUUCAGCGCCAGCACCCGCACCUCACGUGCAGCACACCUUUCCAUAACUCGGGAGGUGACUCGCUAUAUGGAGCCGGGUCACUGGUUCGUCUCGCUCUACAACGACGAUGGGGAUGUGCAGGAGUUGACUUUCUAUGCAGCCAUAGCAGAAGAUAUGACGCAGAACUGCCCGAAUGGGUGCUCCGGCAAUGGCCAGUGCCUGCUGGGACACUGCCAAUGCAAUCCCGGCUUCGGAGGCGACGACUGCAGUGAGAGCGUCUGCCCCGUGCUGUGCUCGCAGCAUGGCGAGUACAUCAAUGGCGAGUGCAUUUGCAAUCCGGGCUGGAAGGGCAAGGAGUGCUCACUGCGCCACGACGAGUGCGAGGUGGCCGAUUGCAAUGGGCAUGGGCAUUGCGUCAGUGGCAAAUGUCAGUGUAUGCGCGGCUACAAGGGCAAAUUUUGCGAAGAAGUGGAUUGCCCACAUCCCAAUUGCUCAGGACAUGGCUUCUGCGCCGACGGCACCUGCAUCUGCAAGAAGGGUUGGAAGGGCACUGACUGCGCCACCAUGGACCAGGACGCACUUCAAUGCCUGCCCGACUGCUCGGGUCAUGGCAACUUUGAUCUGGACACCCAAACCUGUACUUGCGAGACCAAGUGGAGUGGCGACGACUGCUCCAAGGAGCUGUGCGACCUCGACUGCGGCCAGCACGGUCGCUGCGAGGGCGACGCCUGCGCCUGCGAUCCGGAAUGGGGUGGCGACUACUGCAACACCAAGCUGUGCGAUAGCCGUUGCAACGAGCACGGCCAGUGCAAGAACGGAACUUGUCUCUGCGUAACUGGAUGGAAUGGCAAGCACUGCACCAUCGAGGGCUGCCCCAACAGCUGUGCCGGCCACGGUCAGUGCCGGGUGAGCGGCGAGGGUCAAUGGGAAUGCCGCUGCUACGAAGGCUGGGACGGACCAGACUGUGGCAUAGCAUUGGAGCUCAACUGCGGCGAUAGCAAGGACAACGAUAAGGAUGGCCUGGUUGACUGCGAAGAUCCGGAGUGUUGCGCUAGCCACGUGUGUAAGACAUCCCAGCUCUGUGUAUCCGCACCCAAGCCCAUCGACGUCCUCCUGAGAAAACAGCCCCCGGCAAUAACGGCCUCGUUCUUUGAGCGCAUGAAGUUUCUGAUCGACGAGAGCAGCCUGCAGAAUUAUGCUAAGCUGGAGACAUUUAAUGAGAGCAUUUUUUGGAAUUAUUUCAACGCAAGCCGAUCAGCAGUAAUCCGGGGACGAGUUGUCACCUCCCUGGGCAUGGGACUGGUGGGUGUGCGCGUAUCCACAACCACACUAUUGGAGGGCUUUACACUCACUCGCGAUGACGGAUGGUUUGAUCUCAUGGUCAACGGUGGAGGAGCCGUGACGUUGCAAUUCGGACGCGCUCCGUUCCGGCCACAGUCACGCAUCGUGCAGGUUCCCUGGAACGAGGUCGUUAUAAUCGACGUGAUGGUUAUGAGCAUGUCCGAGGAGAAGGGUCUGUCUAUGGCUACAACGCACACUUGCUUCUCGCACGACUAUGAUCAAAUGAAGCCGGUUGUGUUGGCCUCGUGGAAGCAUGGCUUCCAGGGCGCCUGCCCAGAUCGCAGUGCCAUAUUAGCCGAGUCGCAGGUCAUCCAGGAAUCCUUGCAAAUACCCGGCACAGGUCUCAAUCUAGUUUAUCACUCCUCUCGCGCUGCGGGCUAUUUAUCUACUAUUAAACUCCAACUGACGCCCGAUACGAUACCUGCCUCGCUUCAUCUCAUUCACUUGCGAAUCACCAUUGAAGGAAUCCUGUUCGAGCGCGUUUUUGAGGCAGACCCCGGCAUCAAAUUCACGUAUGCUUGGAACCGCUUAAACAUAUAUAGGCAACGUGUCUAUGGUGUCACGACAGCCGUUGUCAAAGUGGGCUACCAAUAUACCGACUGCAAGGACAUUGUGUGGGACAUACAGACGACUAAACUUAGUGGGCACGACAUGUCAAUCUCAGAGGUCGGCGGCUGGAAUCUGGAUAUCCACCAUCGUUACAACUUCCACGAGGGAAUUCUUCAGAAGGGCGACGGCUCCAACAUCUAUCUGCGCAACAAGCCUCGCAUUAUUCUUACUACAAUGGGCGAUGGCCACCAGCGACCUCUCGAGUGCCAGGACUGCGAUGGCUUGGCUAUGAAGCAGCGCCUGCUUGCUCCAGUCGCCUUAGCAGCCGCGCCAGAUGGAAGUCUAUUUGUUGGCGACUUCAACUAUAUUCGCCGUAUAAUGACCGAUGGUAGCGUUCGCACCGUUGUUAAGCUGAACGCCACACGCGUCUCAUAUCGGUAUCACAUGGCUCUGAGUCCGCUUGAUGGCACUCUUUACGUGUCCGAUCCAGAAUCUCACCAAAUUAUUCGAGUGCGCGACAUCAGUGACUACUCACAGCCGGAACAGAACUGGGAGGCAGUCGUUGGCUCUGGGGAACGGUGCUUGCCCGGCGAUGAGGCGCAUUGCGGAGACGGUGCCCUCGCCAAAGACGCAAAACUGGCGUAUCCCAAAGGCAUUGCCAUCUCAAGUGACAACAUUCUUUACUUCGCGGACGGUACCAACAUCCGCAUGGUGGACCGUGAUGGCAUCGUGAGCACACUAAUCGGCAACCACAUGCACAAGUCGCACUGGAAGCCCAUCCCGUGUGAGGGUACGCUGAAACUAGAGGAGAUGCAUUUACGCUGGCCAACUGAGCUCGCUGUGUCGCCAAUGGAUAACACUCUACACAUCAUUGACGACCACAUGAUUCUACGGAUGACACCGGACGGGCGUGUGCGCGUCAUAUCCGGACGCCCACUACAUUGCGCUACAGCCACCACUGCGUACGACACCGACCUGGCCACGCAUGCUACUCUGGUCAUGCCGCAGUCCAUUGCAUUUGGACCGCUAGGAGAGCUGUUUGUCGCAGAAAGCGAUUCUCAGCGCAUCAAUCGCGUGCGCGUUAUCGGCACGGAUGGUCGUAUUGCGUCGUUUGCGGGAGCUGAGUCCAAGUGCAACUGUCUAGAGCGUGGAUGUGAUUGCUUCGAGGCUGAUCACUAUCUGGCCACAAGCGCUAAAUUCAAUACCAUCGCAGCCCUAUCUGUCACCCCCGACGGACACGUGCACAUUGCCGAUCAGGCCAACUAUCGAAUACGCUCUGUGAUGUCCAGCAUUCCUGAGGCGAGUCCUUCCCGGGAGUACGAGAUUUAUGCGCCAGAUAUGCAGGAGAUAUACAUCUUCAAUAGGUUUGGUCAGCACGUCUCUACUCGUAAUAUUUUAACUGGAGAAACCACCUACGUAUUCACCUACAAUGUUAACACAUCGAAUGGAAAGCUGAGCACCGUAACGGAUGCAGCCGGCAACAAAGUCUUCCUUUUGCGAGACUACACUUCGCAAGUGAAUUCGAUUGAAAACACCAAGGGCCAAAAGUGCCGGCUACGCAUGACUCGGAUGAAAAUGCUGCAUGAGUUGAGCACUCCGGACAACUACAAUGUCACCUACGAAUACCAUGGUCCUACGGGAUUGUUAAAAACAAAGCUUGACUCCACUGGACGUUCUUACGUCUAUAACUACGAUGAGUUUGGACGUCUAACUUCAGCUGUAACACCAACUGGUAGAGUCAUUGAACUCAACUUCGAUUUGAGUGUGAAGGGAGCCCAAGUAAAGGUCUCGGAAAACGCACAGAAGGAGAUCUCAAUGUUAAUUCAAGGCACUACCGUUAUCGUUAAGAAUGGAGCCGCAGAGUCGCGUACUACGGUGGAGAUGGACGGAUCGACAACGAGCAUCACGCCAUGGGGACACAAUCUGCAAACAGAAGUUGUUCCCUAUACGAUUUUAGCCGAACAAAGUCCACUAUUAGGCGAAAGCUACCCAGUGCCAGCCAGGCAGCGCACAGAGAUUGCCGGAGACCUAGCCAAUCGAUUCGAAUGGCGCUACUUUGUGCGACGCCAACAGCCUUUGCAGCAGGGUAAACAAAACAAGGGCGCCCCCCGUCCAGUCACUGAAGUAGGACGCAAGCUGCGUGUCAAUGGAGACAACGUGCUCACGCUGGAAUACGAUCGUGAAACACAGUCCGUUGUUGUCAUGGUUGAUGACAAGCAGGAGCUUCUUAAUGUAACUUACGAUCGCACUUCGCGUCCUGUUAGCUUCCGCCCACAAUCCGGGGACUAUGCCGAUGUUGAUCUGGAGUACGAUCGAUUUGGACGCUUGGUCAGCUGGAAAUGGGGAGUCCUACAAGAAGCCUAUACCUUCGACCGCAACGGGCGCUUAAAUGAGAUCAAGUAUGGUGAUGGGUCAUCGAUGAUUUACACCUUUAAGGACAUGUUUGGCUCACUACCGCUUAAAGUGACCACACCCCGUCGAUCAGAUUAUUUACUUCAAUAUGAUGAUGCUGGCGCUCUACAAAGUUUGACGACACCAAGAGGUCAUAUCCACUCGUUCUCGCUACAAACGUCACUUGGCUUCUUUAAGUAUCAGUAUUAUUCGCCCAUCAAUCGACAUCCAUUUGAGAUCCUUUAUAACGACGAAGGCCAGAUUCUAGCAAAAAUACAUCCACAUCAAUCUGGCAAAGUGGCAUUCGUGCAUGACUCUGCAGGACGACUUGAAACCAUUUUGGCAGGACUUUCGAGUACCCAUUACACUUAUCAAGAAGCAACCAGCCUGGUGAAGUCCGUUGAAGUGCAAGAGCCCGGUUUCGAGCUUCGCCGCGAACUAAAGUAUCACGCAGGCAUUCUGAAAGACGAAAAACUGAGAUUUGGAUCUAAGAACUCACUAGCUUCGGCCCACUACAAAUAUGCCUACGAUGGCAACGCACGUCUGAGCGGUAUUGAGAUGGCUAUUGAUGACAAGGAGCUGCCCACCACUCGAUACAAGUACAGUCAGAAUCUAGGCCAGCUUGAAGUAGUGCAGGAUCUGAAGAUUACUCGCAACGCCUUUAACCGGACCGUAAUCCAGGACUCAGCCAAACAAUUCUUUACCAUAGUUGACUACGAUCAACAUGGGCGUGCUAAGAGCGUUUUAAUGAACAUCAAGAGCUUCGACGUGUUCCGCUUGGAACUGGACUACGAUCUGCGUAAUCGUAUCAAGUCUCAAAAGACCACCUUUGGCAGGUCGACGGCCUUUGACAAGAUUAACUACAAUGCGGAUGGACAUGUCAUUGAAGUUCUAGGCACAAACAACUGGAAGUAUCUGUACGACGAGAACGGCAACACCGUGGGUAUUGUCGAUCAGGGUGAGAAAAUAAACCUUGGCUACGAUAUUGGCGAUAGAGUCAUUAAGGUGGGAGAUGUCGAAUUCAACAACUAUGAUGCCAGGGGCUUUGUAGUGCGACGAGGCGAGCAGAAGUAUAGAUACAAUAACCGAGGUCAACUGAUACACGCUUUCGAACGAGACCGUUUCCAAAGCUGGUAUUAUUACGAUGAUCGUAGCCGCCUUGUAGCCUGGCAUGACAGCAAGGGAAACGUGACGCAGUACUAUUAUGCUAACCCUAAAACCCCGAAGUUGGUUACUCACGUGCACUUCCCCAAAUUGGGAAAGACCAUGAAGUUUUAUUACGAUGAUCGCGAUAUGCUGAUUGCACUGGAGAACGGCGAAUUGCGUUACUAUGUGGCUACCGAUCAAAAUGGUUCACCACUCGCCUUCUUCGAUAUGAACGGCAGUAUUAUGAAGGAGGUGAAGCGCACUCCAUUUGGUCGCACUAUCAAGGACACCAAGCCCGACUUCUUUGUGCCCAUUGAUUUCCAUGGAGGACUCAUAGAUCCUCACACAAAACUGAUCUACACGGAACAGCGCCAAUACGAUCCAACUGUCGGUCAAUGGAUGACGCCACUCUGGGAGACGCUGGCCACCGAAAUGUCAAACCCCACAGAUGUAUUUAUCUAUCGCUACCACAACAACGACCCCAUCAACCGUAAUAAGCCACAGAACUACAUGAUCGACCUAGACGCUUGGCUGCAGCUCUUCGGCUACGAACUCAACAACAUGCAGAGCAAUAGAUAUACCAAGGUAUCGCAAUAUGUCCCACAGGCGACGAUCAAGUCGAAUUCCCUUGCACCAGAUUUUGGUGUUAUAUCGGGCCUGGAGUGCAUUGUCGAAAAGAUUAACGAAAAGUUCAGUGACUUUGAUUUUGCCCCCAAGCCACUGCUCAAGAUGGAGCCCAAGAUGCGAAAUCUGCUGCCCCGUGUGAGCUAUCGUCGAGCUGUCUUUGGCGAAGGAGUUCUGCUAUCCAGAAUCGGAGGAAGAGCCUUGGUCAGCGUGGUGGACGGUUCUAAUAGCGUCGUUCAGGAUGUAGUUAGCUCCGUUUUCAAUAACUCCUACUUCUUAGAUCUGCACUUCAGCAUACACGAUCAAGAUGUAUUCUACUUUGUCAAGGACAACGUUCUGAAGCUGCGAGAUGACAAUGAAGAAUUGCGUCGCCUUGGCGGCAUGUUCAACAUAUCAACGCACGAAAUUAGCGAUCAUGGGGGUAGCGCUGCUAAGGAGCUGCGCCUUCAUGGACCCGAAGCGGUAGUUAUAAUAAAGUAUGGAGUGGAUCCCGAACAAGAGCGACAUCGCAUACUCAAGCACGCCCACAAGCGAGCAGUAGAGCGCGCCUGGGAGUUGGAGAAACAGCUGGUAGCAGCAGGUUUUCAAGGCCGUGGCGACUGGACAGAAGAGGAAAAAGAGGAGCUCAUACAACAUGGAGACGUCGAUGGCUGGAUCGGCAUUGAUAUUCAUAGCAUACACAAGUACCCACAGCUGGCCGAUGAUCCCGGCAAUGUGGCCUUCCAACGUGAUGCCAAACGCAAGCGCCGCAAGACUGGCAGCAGUCAUCACAGCAGUUCCAGUCGGAGACAGCAGAAAUAUGGAGAACUGACCGCGUGAGUGGAGGAGGACCUUGAGAAUGAAGCUAGCGAUGAAGCCAUAGAGGAGUAUGACGGGCCAGAGGACUAUUUAAUAGCUGUGGGCAAGUUAAUCCAUAAGACAAGCACGGAUACAACCGUUGAGCAGUUUUUGUAAUUACCUAGGUGAAAUGCAACAGCGAUAAGAAAUAUAAGCGAUAGACGAUAACCAUUAAGCACAAUACACAAAAAUCAUGACACGAAACACAGACUUUGAUCAAGUUUAAAGUUGAAAAUAUUAUUAGCCAGGCGAGCCCGAAGUAUCGAACAGAUCAACCAGCAAUCCACGUAAAUCUUUAUAAAUGUAUGUAUGUUGAUGUUGAUUUUAAGAUAACGUAAAUAGGGAUACUAUAUGUUUAGUCCACGUGCAACAUUAUAUGUACUAUAUUUUAUUGGUAUCUGAUGCUCGUAUGCAAAGCGGCUUCGGGCAUAUAGAUUUGUAAAAAAAAUUCCUUGACGAAAAACGCGUCGCUUGGUGACGUAAGGGGACCCAAGUAAGGCCCACUUUUUGUUUAGUCUACAGAAGUCUAAUUAGCCAGUUGCAUUCGAUAUCAGAGAAGUAUUACACAACCGAAAACGAAACAAAUUAUGCAUAUUCGAAUAAGAAAUAGUAUAUAUAUAAAUGUAAAAAGUUAAAAGAGUCCCCUGAUCAAAAAAAAAAAAAAAAAAAGUAAAUAAAAAAAAAAAAUAACAAAGAGGAUAACAUAAAUCAAUACAGAUAUAAUAUAUUCCCUAGCCCUACUUCCAUACUACUCGUAUAUGGUAAGACGAACUUAACGCUGCUUCAUUUUCAUAAACUGCUUUGUAUAUUGUACAUACACAUACAUUAUAUAUAAACAACUGUAAUACUUAAAUAUGCUUUAACACUCAGCGCGCCAUUUUGAUUAUUUGAUAACCCUAUUUUAGACGUACGUAUUACGUAACUGAAACUUACGUAGUCGAGGUCCAUUUGACUCAUAUGUUAAGCAAAUGCUCGAAUUUACUCAAACACAUAUACUUAAGUUUGACAGCCAAAAAUCAAAAACUCAUUUUCGGGUCUGCUGCCCACCUAACCAAAUCGAAUAUUAUACUUGCACACUCGAAUUCCAACUCACGUAUAAUAUGCCCGUUCUCCUUUUCUCUGUUUGAUUUCAUUUCGAAGGCAAAAUGCAUUAAAAAUCUUUUUACAAAUUGUGAUAUAUUUCUAAACAUUUCGUUCACAACUUGAAAUGUUGCAUAAAUGAAGCCGAACGUUUAUAACAGCAAAGUACUUUACUCAUUCGUGUUUUUUUUUACAUAAGUUUUAAGAUUUUAGUUUAUUAAAACGCAAUAUUUAAUUUAAAGCUUUGCCAUGUUAAUUUGUAAAAACAAUGCAGUUCAUAAUGCCUUUAAUCCAAUGCUAGUUUAAGAACAACCGUAGAGAUCCGUAUUCUUUUAUUUUCUUUUUUUUUUACCACAAUCCAUAAAUUGUCUUGAAAUUCCUUGUUUUAACUGACGCUUUGCUAAAUUGUUUUUAUUUUUUUAUUAUUAUUAUUCAGAUUAUUAAACUAUAUCUGAAACUAAACUAUUGACUAUUGAGGUAUAAAUAAUCUAGCAAUAAAAGUAAGAAAGGAUACUUAAGUCUUAAUACUCAUCCACAUAUAUGAAAUACACUCUGUAAUAUAUAUACAAAUACACAAACAUAUAAACAUACACACGCACACAGAAUACACGUACACACACACACAUACACACUUAACUACACAUCGUUAACUAAGGAUUAGGCUAAAGAUGAACGAAAUAUAGCACUUAAAUAUACGGAAUGUAAAAGUGAAAGCAAGGAGUUAAUCGUAAUAAAAUGUAGGAAUUAGUUAAAGUGUUAGUAAUUUUAUUAAAUAAAAUUAUAUAUAAAGUGCAGAACACAUAACGAAGAAAAAGAAACAUGUAAGUCUAAGCAUCAAGAAUAUUAUAUAAAUAAUAAUAAAACGAAAUCGAAACUCAAAUAUAGUUAUAUUAGUAUAAGUUUGCAUCAUUGUCUCAUGCGGAAUGAAAUGUUGUGUAAAGAAAACGAUAUUUUCAUGUUUUCCAAAAAUAACAGAAAACGAAGCAAAAACAAAGAACAAAAAAACAAGAAACAAAUACUAUUUUACACAAAACGAAUUGUAUAAUAAUAAAGAAAUGCAGCAAAACUUAUAUAAAUGUAUAUGUAGUUAAAUUAAGCAGCAUUAUAUUAACCAAAAACCAAAUGAAAAUUAUUGAAAUCAGCUAAACAAGAAAAAUUGUGACUGAGAAGGAAGAGAACUAUCUACGUCGUCUACUCAAUUGUGCUUAAAUCUACUUAGUAUCUUUUGUUCUUCACAAGGAGUUGUAAAUUUUCCGAGAAUAACAAACGCAGAGGCAACAUAACAUAAACACAUAUGUAUUACAAUUCGUUACGCUCAUGUUUAUGCAUUGGUAUUGACCCAACUUAUAGAGCAGAGAAUCUGUGCUAGAGCAAAUGAUAACCUUUGAUAAUAAAUAAAUUAUGAAGAAUA
Drosophila mojavensis is the source of this 11668-nucleotide messenger RNA. It is a transcript of the gene Ten-m, whose product is annotated as teneurin-m. Gene Ontology annotation, biological process: motor neuron axon guidance. The record is from RefSeq and is a predicted model, not a curated record. NCBI's taxonomy places the organism in Eukaryota, Metazoa, Arthropoda, Insecta, Diptera, Drosophilidae. The coding region runs from base 862 to 9159 and encodes 2765 amino acids. The transcript is spliced from 10 exons.